CUCAUAAAGCGGUCCCUCCCUGCCCUGCUCCCGCCCCCACGCAGCCCGCCCUCCGGACCGUCCAGCUCCCGAGCGCCCGCGCCCAGCCGCCCGGCCGCCAGCCGCCAGCCGCGGAGCCCAGCGCGGGGAGGGCGCGAAUCUGCGCCCAGGAGGAAGAGGAUGGCGGGGCCGCGGCCCAGCCCAUGGACCAGGCUGCUGCUGGCAGCCCUGCUGAGCGUCAGCGUCCCUGGGGACAUGGCCAACCGCUGCCGGAAGGCCCAGGUGAAGAGCUGCACCGAGUGCAUCCGAGUGGACAAGGACUGCGCCUACUGCACCGACCAGACGUUCAAGGACCGGCGCUGCAACACGCAGGCGGAGCUGCUGGCCGCGGGCUGCCGGCUGGAGAGCGUGGUGGUCAUGGAGAGCAGCUUCGAGAUCACAGAGGAGACCCAGAUUGACACCACCCUGCGCCGCAGCCAGGUGUCCCCCCAGGCGCUGCAGGUCCUCCUGCGGCCUGGCGAGGAGCGGCACUUCGAGCUGGAGGUGUUCGAGCCGCUGGAGAGCCCCGUGGACCUGUACAUCCUCAUGGACUUCUCCAACUCCAUGUCCGACGAUCUGGACAACCUCAAGCAGAUGGGGGAGCACCUGGCCCGGGUCCUCAGCCGGCUCACCAGCGACUACACUAUUGGAUUUGGCAAGUUUGUGGACAAAGUCAGCGUCCCCCAGACAGACAUGAGGCCGGAGAAGCUGAAGGAGCCCUGGCCCCACAGCGACGCCCCCUUCUCCUUCAAGAACGUCAUCAGCCUGACGGACGACGUGACCGAGUUCCGGAGGAAGCUGCAGCAAGAGCGCAUCUCGGGCAACCUGGACGCCCCGGAAGGCGGCUUCGACGCCAUCCUGCAGACAGCCGUGUGCACGAGGGACAUCGGCUGGCGCCCUGACAGCACCCACCUGCUGGUGUUCUCCACCGAGUCCGCCUUCCACUAUGAGGCCGACGGUGCCAACGUGCUGGCUGGCAUCUUGAAGCGAAAUGACGAGGAGUGCCACCUGGACGCCACAGGCACCUACACCCAGUACAAGACACAGGACUACCCGUCUGUGCCCACCCUGGUGCGCCUGCUGGCCAAACACAACAUUAUCCCCAUCUUCGCCGUCACCAACUACUCCUACAGCUACUACGAGAAGCUGCACAAGUACUUCCCCGUGUCCUCGCUGGGCGUGCUGCAGGAAGACUCAUCCAACAUCGUGGAACUGCUGCAGGAGGCCUUCAACCGCAUUCACUCCAACCUGGACAUCCGGGCCCUGGACAGCCCCCGCGGCCUGCGGACAGAGGUCACCUCCAAGAUGUUCCAGAAGACGGAGACAGGGUCCUUUCACAUCCGGCGAGGAGAAGUGGGCACCUACCAAGUUCAGCUUCGGGCCAUCGAGGACGUGGACGGGACGCACGUGUGCCAGCUGCCAGAACAUGACAGGAAGGGCAACAUCCACCUGAAGCCCUCCUUCUCCGACGGCCUCCGGAUGGACGUGGGCAUCGUCUGUGACCUGUGCGCCUGCGAGCUGCAAAAAGAGGUGGGCUCACCCCAGUGCAGCGGCAACGGAGACUUCAUGUGCGGACACUGUGUGUGCUACGAGGGCUGGAGUGGCAAGACCUGCAGCUGCUCCACGGGCUCCCUGAGUGACAUCCAGCCCUGCCUGCGGGAGGGAGAGGACAAGCCAUGCUCCGGGCGCGGCGAGUGCCAGUGCGGGCGCUGCGUGUGCUACGGCGAAGGCCGCUACGAGGGCCAGUUCUGCGAGUACGACAACUUCCAGUGCCCACGCACCUCCGGGUUCCUCUGCAACGACCGGGGACGCUGCUCCAUGGGCCGGUGUGAGUGCGAGCCUGGCUGGACAGGCUUGAGCUGUGACUGCCCUCUCAGCAAUGCCACCUGCAUCGACAGCAAUGGGGGCAUCUGCAAUGGGCGUGGCCGCUGCGAGUGUGGCCGGUGCCACUGCGACCAGGGGUCCCUCUACACAGACACCACCUGCGAGAUCAACUACUCGGCGGUCCGCCUGGGCCUCUGUGAGGACCUGCGCUCCUGCGUGCAGUGCCAGGCCUGGGGCACGGGUGAGAAGAGGGGGCGCACCUGCGAGGAGUGCAGCUUCAAGGUCAAGAUGGUGGAUGAGCUGAAGAACGCGGAGGAGGUGGUGGAGCACUGCUCCUUCCGGGACGAGGAGGACGACUGUAACUACAGCUACACCGUGGAGGGCGAUGGCACGCCCGGGCCCAACAGCACCGUCCUGGUGCACAGGAAGAAGGACUGCCCUCCCGGCUCCUUCUGGUGGCUCAUCCCCCUGCUCAUCUUCCUCCUGCUGCUCCUGGCGCUGCUGCUGCUGCUCUGCUGGAAGUACUGUGCCUGCUGCAAGGCCUGCCUGGCCCUUCUCCCCUGCUGCAACCGAGGCCACAUCGUGGGCUUCAAGGAGGACCACUACAUGCUGCGGGAGAGCCUGAUGGCCUCGGACCACCUGGACACGCCCAUGCUGCGCAACGGCAACUUCAAGGGCAUCGACAGGGUCCGCUGGAAGGUCACCAACAACGUGCAGCGGCCGGGCUUUGCCACCCACGCUGCCAGCACCAACCCCACGGAGCUGGUGCCCUACGGGCUGUCCCUGCGCCUCGCCCGCCUCUGCACCGAGAACCUGCUGAAGCCUGACACCCGGGAAUGUGGCCAGCUGCGCCAGGAGGUGGAGGAGAACCUGAACGAGGUGUACAGACAGAUCGCAGGCUCGCACAAGCUCCAGCAGACCAAGUUCCGGCAGCAGCCCAACGCCGGGAAAAAGCAGGACCACACCAUUGUGGACACGGUGCUGAUGGCUCCCCGCUCGGCCAAGCAGGCCCUGCUGAAGCUGACGGAGAAGCAGGUGGCGCAGCGGGCCUUCCACGAGCUCAAGGUGGCCCCGGGGUACUACACCCUCACUGCGGACCAGGACGCCCGGGGCAUGGUGGAGUUCCAGGAGGGCGUGGAGCUGGUGGACGUCCGGGUGCCCCUCUUCAUCCGGCCGGAGGACGACGAUGAGAAGCAGCUGCUGGUGGAGGCCCUCAAUGUGCCCAUGGGCACCGCCACCCUCGGCCGCCGCCUGGUGAACAUCACCAUCAUCAAGGAGCAAGCCAACGGGAUAGUGUCCUUUGAGCAGCCUGAGUACCUGGUCAGCGGCGGGGAGCAAGUGGCCCGCAUUCCCGUCGUCCGGCGCAUCCUGGACAACGGCAAGUCCCAGGUCUCCUACCGCACACAGGACAACACGGCACAGGGCAACCGGGACUACAUCCCCGCGGAGGGCGAGCUGCUGUUCCAGCCCGGGGAGACCUGGAAGGAGCUGCAGGUGAAGCUCCUGGAGCUGCAGGAGGUGGACUCGCUCCUGCGGAGCCGCCAGGUCCGCCGCUUCCACAUCCAACUCAGCAACCCCAAGUUCGGGGCACGCCUGGGCCAGCCCCACUCGGCCACGGUCGUCAUCGGGGACCGAGACGAACUGGACCUGACCUUCCAGAACCAGACCCAGUCUGCAUUCCCAGUCUCCCACAGCGUCCUUGGCGCCCCACAGAACCCCAACGCCAAAGCCGCCGGCUCUCGGAAGAUCCACUUCAACUGGCUGCCCCCUCCUGGCAAACCAACAGGGUACAGGGUGAGGUACUGGAUCCAGGGGGACUCCGACUCGGAAGCCCACGUGCUGGAGAGCAAGGUGCCCUCGGUGGAGCUCACCAACCUGUACCCGUACUGCGACUACGAGAUGAAGGUGUGCGCCUUCGGCACGCAGGGCGACGGCCCCUACAGCUCCCUGGUGUCCUGCCGCACCCACCAGGAAGUACCCAACGAGCCAGGGCGUCUGGCUUUCAACGUCGUCUCCUCCACGGUGACCCAGCUGAGCUGGGCUGAGCCCUCCGAGACCAACGGCGAGAUCACGGCCUACGAGGUCUGCUACGGCCUGGUCAACGAGGACAACCGACCCAUCGGGCCCAUGAAGAAGGUGCUGGUGGACACCCCCAAGAAGCGGAUGCUGCUCAUUGAGAACCUGCGGGAGUCCCAGCCCUACCGUUACACGGUGAAGGCGCGCAACGGGGCGGGCUGGGGGCCCGAGCGGGAGGCCAUCAUCAACCUGGCCACCCAGCCCAAGCGGCCCAUGUCCAUCCCCAUCAUCCCCGACAUCCCCAUCGUGGACGCACAGGGCGGGGAAGACUAUGAGGGCUUCCUCAUGUACAGCGACGACGUCCUCCGCUCCCCAUCGGGCAGCCAGAGGCCCAGUGUCUCCGACGACACAGGCGGCCGCUGGAAGUUCGAGGCCCUGCUGGGGGAGGAGCUGGACCUGCGGCGCGUCACGUGGCGGCUGCCCCCGGAGGUCAUCCCGCGCCUGUCCGCCAGCAGCGGGCGGUCCUCCGACGCCACCGAGCUGCCCCGCGGGCCCCCGGACGACAGCGCCGAAGGGGGCGCUGGGGGAGCCGUGGGGGAGGGCGGAGAGCACCUGGUCAAUGGACGGAUGGACUUUGCCUUCCCGGGCAGCGCCAACUCCCUGCACAGGAUGGCCACGACCAACGCCUCCUACGGCACCCACCUGAGCCCGCACCUGCCCCACCGCGUGCUGAGCACCUCCUCCACCCUCACCAGGGACUACCACUCGCUGACCCGCACGGAGCACUCGGGCACGCUGCCCAGGGACUACUCCACCCUCACCUCCCUCUCCUCGCAGAGCCUCCCUCCCAUCUGGGAAGACGGGAGGAGCAGGCUUCCGCUGUCUUGGACCUUGGGGUCCUGGAGUCGGGCUCAGAUGAAGGGGUUCCCCCCUUCCAGGGACUCACCAGACUCUAUAAUCCUGGCUGCGCAGCCAGCAGCGCCCCCUUGGGACCCAGGUUCCCGCUUGGCCGCAGGUUUGCCCAACACCCCCACCCGUCUGGUGUUCUCAGCCCUGGGGCCCACGUCUCUGAAAGUGAGCUGGCAAGAGCCGCAGUGCGAGCGGGCGCUGCAGGGCUACAGCGUGGAGUACCAGCUGCUGAACGGCGGUGAGCUGUAUCGGAUCAACAUCCCCAACCCCGGGCAGACUUCCGUGGUGGUGGAAGACCUUCUGCCCAACCACUCCUAUGUGUUCCGCGUGCGGGCCCAGAGCCAGGAAGGCUGGGGCCCGGAGCGCGAGGGUGUCAUCACCAUUGAGUCGCAGGUGCACCCUCAGAGCCCGCUGUUACCCCUGCCAGGCUCCGCCUUCACCCUGAGCACGCCCAGCGCCCCGGGCCCACUGGUGUUCACGGCCCUGAGCCCAGACUCGCUGCAGCUGAGCUGGGAGCGGCCGCGCAGGCCUGACGGAGACAUCCUGGGCUACAUGGUCACGUGUGAGAUGGCCCACGGAGGAGAGCCAGCCAUUACAUUCCAGGUGGAUGGCGACAGCACUGAGAGCAGGCUGACGGUGCCAGGCCUUCGGGAGAACGUGCCCUACAAGUUCAAGGUGCAGGCCAGGACCACUCAGGGCUUCGGGCCGGAGCGUGAGGGUAUCAUCACCAUUGAGUCCCAGGACGGAGGCCCCUUCCCACAGCUGGGUGGCCUCUCGGGGCUCUACCAGCACCCACUGCCAGGCGAGUACAGCAGCAUCACCACCACCCACACCGGCACCGCCGAGCCCUUCCUGCUGGACGGACUGACCCUGGGGCCCCGGGGUCUGGAGGCAGGCGGCUCCCUCACCCGGCAUGUGACCCAGGAGUUUGUGAGCCAGACGCUGACCACCAGUGGGACCCUCAGCAGCCAGGUCGACCAGCAGUUCUUCCAGACCUGAGCUCCCCGCCGCGACCAGGCGUCCUUGAACCUGGGCCCCCACUGCCCGCCCCCCUCCCCGGUGCUGCCCCAGCUACACCAUCCUUGGACCCCUGGUGGCCCCACCCACCCGCAUGCUGAUCACAGGACCAGUGCCUCUGGGGGUAGGUGCCCUCUGGGGGGCAUGUAGGAGGCAGAGGUCCCAGAAGGCCCUUCUGGCUGCCCCACCCCCAUCCCACCCAAGCGCAUUUGUAACCAAAGAGCCGGGACCAGCAUGACAAGCACCCAGCUUUGUUCUGCACUUAAUAAAAGAGUUUGCUACCGUG
Molecule: messenger RNA, 6070 nt
Organism: Myotis myotis
Lineage: Eukaryota; Metazoa; Chordata; Mammalia; Chiroptera; Vespertilionidae
Gene: ITGB4
Product: integrin subunit beta 4
Exons: 41
Coding region: 160-5766 (1868 amino acids)
Biological process (GO): cell-matrix adhesion; cell migration; hemidesmosome assembly
Cellular component (GO): integrin complex; membrane; focal adhesion
Molecular function (GO): integrin binding
Source: RefSeq, a predicted model, not a curated record